This is a messenger RNA of Phytophthora infestans T30-4, 594 nucleotides long. RefSeq lists its product as uncharacterized. The coding region runs from base 1 to 594 and encodes 197 amino acids. Lineage: Eukaryota; Oomycota; Peronosporomycetes; Peronosporales; Peronosporaceae. The record is from RefSeq and is a predicted model, not a curated record. The transcript has a single exon.
AUGCUUACAGCUAUCCAAACGACGUUCCUGCCACCGAAGCCGGCGCUGCGUCCUCACGCGCGGGCGUCCGUUCCGAACCUGCACACUUAUAAUGCGGCGCCCUCUGAUGUCCCCAGUACCGUAAAGCUUCUGAGCGAACUGGAACGGUCCUGGGCCAUGUUUGCCGCCUCCUGGAGAGUCGUGGACUUGUUCGCUGGCCUCCAGAUCUGGCAAGAGCAGCCCAAAGACACCGACAACGGCCCGGAGCCGCUGAAUAAUGUGCUGCUGUCCACUGCGUCCGCUGGAUUGGUGACGUUUCUAGCCGGACACAUCGGCGGCGGUGGCUUUGUCGUGUCAUUACUACUCACGCUGUUGGUAGUGACUGCAGCGCUCUGGACGCUGUCCAAUGCUCGAGCCAAGAGUGCAGUACCGUGCUUUAAGACGCUGCAAGUGGUGGAUGGCUCGCCGUCCGAGAUCUUUAUGUACCUGAUGGGCAUCAAGAAUUAUCCGGUCUGGGAUGCAUCAGUGGAGAGGGCGGAGGUCGUGCACACGAUUGAUGACCACUCGGAUAUUAUCCACAUCGUCUACAGACCUGUGUGGAUGUGGCCUCUGUAA